Messenger RNA from Capsaspora owczarzaki ATCC 30864, 1484 nucleotides. RefSeq lists its product as hypothetical. The transcript is spliced from 8 exons. The record is from RefSeq and is a predicted model, not a curated record. Bases 181 to 1263 code for a protein of 360 amino acids. NCBI's taxonomy places the organism in Eukaryota, Filasterea, Ministeriida, Capsasporidae.
UUCCUUUUUCAUUUUUUGAGUCCCUUCGGUUCAGUUCAGUUGAGUUGAGGGAUUGCGAGGAACGUGAACGUUGCCACUUCAGUCCAACCCAUCCAUCGCGCGCGCCCCGCUUGACUCCCCAGCCAGCCUCCCACGCUCCUGCUCGAGUUGUCCGAUCAAAGCACCGCUUGAAGAUCCCAAAUGCCAGACAAGACCGUCGACUUCAACCUGGACGAGUCGCCGUUCGCUGCAGAAUGGGGCCUGUACGGCGUCGCGCUCGUCAAUUUCCUGGUCAAUUUCACGGUUGCGUGCUACCUCGUCUACUGGCGUAACUGGGCGCCCAUCCGCGCCAAGCAGCUCGAUUUCCUGCUUCUGUCAUCAGCAUCGGGUUGGAUUUGGCUGAUCGGCGCAAUGAGUGCCACUCGUACCAUUCCUCAAGUCGGUGCGAUGCUAUCAUGCAACUUUUGGGCAUUUUGGGUUCAGUUCUGCUUCGGGGCGCUCAUGUGGUGUGCCUGCAUCAUUCUUCGCAUGUACCGGCUCUACGUGAUUAUGAUUGCAACGAAAAUGCGCAUGAACGUCUCCAAUCCGCGCGCCUGGAUGUAUGGUCGAUUGGUGAUGGUCUGCAGCCCCGUUAUCCUUUUCUGCAUCAUUGCCACAGCCACGAACGCCGUACCGAUUGUUCCGCAGCCCACCUCUGCGGGCGUGUACGUCGACCUGUGCUCAAUGGAAUGGUGGGCGCUCUAUAGCCUCAUGGUCUUUUGCAUCGUUUACUUGUUGCUCGUUGUGUGGUUGAUGGUCCAACUGCGCCGCAUCCGAAAGUUCCUCAACGAGUUCCGCGAAACCAAGAUUGCGUUUUGGUGCGUCGUGAUCAGCGGUGUCUUCUACGCCGUCAUCCAUGUGAUGGCUUGGCAGAAAAAGGUUUGGGGUCGCGUGCUUUGCGUGGCCAUGAUUUUGGUCAUGGUGAACGUGAGCUACUGGCUCAUUCUUGGGCCCACGGUCAUUGGCCGAUGGUUCAACCCCGAAGCCUUUCUGGCGAAGUUUCAUGCUGAUAAGGAUUACCAGCCCAAUUCCACAACCAAGAAAGAGAAUUCUUCAACCAAGCACAACAUGUCGAUUAAUCCUCUCGCAAAGGCCUCUUCGAGAAAAUCGGAAGGGCAAAGUGACAGAACGGAAGAGUCCGAGCACAACCAGUCAGAGUUUGAAGUUCGAAUGACGGAAAACGAGUUUUCUGUCGUUCCAGCGGGCGAGAUUGCCGGGAACGAAGACGGGCCGGAAGAGGCUUAGAAUGUUGCUAAUGAACUAUUGUGGUUUGCAUGGUGUAUAGCCGUUUCUUAUUUGUUGUGUUCGCUUUUCUUCGUUUAUGUUUUCAGUACGUUUUCCCUACUCGUUUCAUAUUCGGUUCAUGUUCGGUUCAGGAUCUCAAACUUGCUGAGUCGUCGAAUGCGAUGUCAAGUUCAACGUUCACCUAUCGUUCGUUGAUGCAGUACUCUUCGUUUGUAUCGCAC